Molecule: messenger RNA, 797 nt
Organism: Mangifera indica (mango)
Lineage: Eukaryota; Viridiplantae; Streptophyta; Magnoliopsida; Sapindales; Anacardiaceae
Product: peptidyl-prolyl cis-trans isomerase
Exons: 1
Coding region: 80-598 (172 amino acids)
Biological process (GO): protein folding; protein peptidyl-prolyl isomerization
Cellular component (GO): plasma membrane; cytosol
Molecular function (GO): peptidyl-prolyl cis-trans isomerase activity
Source: RefSeq, a predicted model, not a curated record
AACCCUAACAAAUCUCCACAUCCAAAAAACACUACACAAAUCUAGUCACUCUUUGUUGAAUUCAGUUAUUAAUUCAGAAAUGGCGAAUCCUAAGGUGUUCUUCGACAUGACCAUCGGCGGUCAGCCGGCCGGGAGGAUCGUGAUGGAGCUCUUUCAGGACACCACUCCCCGUACCGCCGAGAACUUCCGAGCUCUCUGCACUGGCGAGAAAGGAGUCGGUCGCUCCGGAAAGCCACUCCACUACAAAGGAUCAAGCUUCCACCGUGUGAUCCCUGGGUUCAUGUGCCAGGGAGGCGACUUCACCGCCGGAAACGGCACCGGAGGAGAAUCAAUCUACGGCGCCAAGUUCGCCGACGAGAAUUUCGUCAAGAAGCACACUGGACCCGGUAUCCUCUCCAUGGCCAAUGCUGGACCCGGAACCAACGGGUCUCAGUUCUUUAUCUGUACCGCUAAGACCGAGUGGCUCGACGGGAAGCAUGUGGUGUUCGGUCAUAUUGUUGAGGGAAUGGACGUCGUGAAGGCCAUAGAGAAAGUGGGGUCCAGCUCCGGCAGGACCUCUAAGCCCGUGGUGGUUGCUGACUGCGGUCAAUUGUCUUAAAUUAAAAAUAUCGUAGAUGAUCAUGAUCAUGAUUAUAGUGGAUCAUGACGGACGGCUAUGUUAUCUAAGAUGUGGUGUCUGUUAAUUUCUGUGUCUUUGUGGGUUGUUUUUCGUGUUGAGUCGUCUUCGAUGGUUCAAUCGAGCGAUCUCUUUGUCUUGUCGUGCCUUUUAAAUAAGAAAAAGGGUUUGAUUAUGAUUA